CCCGUCAUAGACCUUUCCCCAUCGCAUCCGCCAUUUCCACCACCGCAGCGGGAACAAUGAAGCCACUCACUCGCCUGGGCAAUGCGACCCUCCGCCGGCCAUUCCGCGCCGUCGCCAAUCCGGCACGCUUCACCUCUAGAGGCCGAGGUGUGUCACGGCCAAGUGUCGCUCCAAGAGCGGCUUUCCGAGCAUUUCACGCCUCAGUGCGCUUCUCUGGCAUCAUGCCCGACGCGGAGAACCCAGCCCCCAAGGAAAGCGAGCCGUCAGAGCGCAUCACCGCCCCGACCGACAUCACGACUUCCGAAUACAAUCAGCGGGCAGAUGAGUAUCUGGACGAGCUGGUGAGUCGGUUGGAGGCGGAGCAAGAGAAGCGGCAGGAUCUUGAGGUCGAGUAUUCAGCCGGCGUGCUCGAAGUGUCGAUUCAAUCCAAGGGUACAUAUGUCCUCAACAAGCAACCCCCCAACAAGCAAAUCUGGCUCAGCUCGCCCUUGUCGGGCCCAAAGCGGUUCGAUUGGGUAGUCACAGGGGAGUCGAUGAACGAGAAGGAGGGCAGCGGGAUGGGCGACUGGGUUUAUCUCCGCGACGGCACGUCUCUGACUGAGCUGGUGCGGAAGGAGCUGGGUGUGCAGCUGGGAGUAGACGGCGAUGUACCGAGCUGACGGCCGAGUUCAUAGUGCAGCUAUGUCGGGAAAAUUGCUUCUACCCUAAUGUAUCCAGAACGCCAACAAAAUGCAGAUGUGAUAGCCCACGCUCCCGCACACACGGCCAUCUAUGCGGAGAUGGCAACGG
This is a messenger RNA of Lindgomyces ingoldianus, 789 nucleotides long. Its product is annotated as arabinogalactan endo-1,4-beta-galactosidase. Gene Ontology annotation, cellular component: mitochondrion. Lineage: Eukaryota; Fungi; Ascomycota; Dothideomycetes; Pleosporales; Lindgomycetaceae. Gene Ontology annotation, biological process: iron incorporation into metallo-sulfur cluster; intracellular iron ion homeostasis. Bases 57 to 659 code for a protein of 200 amino acids. The transcript is spliced from 2 exons. Gene Ontology annotation, molecular function: ferrous iron binding; ferric iron binding; iron chaperone activity. The record is from RefSeq and is a predicted model, not a curated record.